This is a messenger RNA of Homalodisca vitripennis (glassy-winged sharpshooter), 5618 nucleotides long. It is a transcript of the gene dachs, whose product is annotated as unconventional myosin-IXb. Bases 779 to 4030 code for a protein of 1083 amino acids. The record is from RefSeq and is a predicted model, not a curated record. NCBI's taxonomy places the organism in Eukaryota, Metazoa, Arthropoda, Insecta, Hemiptera, Cicadellidae. Gene Ontology annotation, biological process: actin filament organization; vesicle transport along actin filament. Gene Ontology annotation, molecular function: ATP binding; actin filament binding; cytoskeletal motor activity. The transcript has 19 exons. Gene Ontology annotation, cellular component: cytoplasm; vesicle; myosin complex.
UGCUUUGAGCGAGAACCUGUUUGUGCCGCCGGGACCGACCAAUGGGAGCGCAGGAAUGUGAUCACGUGGGCGGCCGUCAGCUCUGGCCGGCGAGCGGCCGUGUCGAGCAGGGAGUUGUGAGCGUUGCGGUCUGGCGCGAGUGUCGUGUCUGAUAUCUCCUGUUGUGUUGUUGUGGACUGAGACUGUUCACUGUUACUGAUGACCAGACUGAUGUUUCAGUGUUGCGGUCAUCGCGUUGGGUAUACCGUGUAGUGUUGUGGACUGAGGCUGCUCACUGUUGCUUGAUAACUGCGACGGUGUUGUGAGUGUUGCGGUCGUCGUUUUAGGUAUCUCCUGGAGUGUUGUUGUGGACUCAGACUGUUCACUGUUGCUGAUGACCAGACCGAUGUUUGAGUGUUGCGGUCAUCGUGUUUGGUAUUCUCUGGAGUGUUGUUGUGGACUGAGACUGUUCACUGUUGCUUGAUCAUUGGACCGGUGUUGUCAGUGUUGGGACCUCCUGGAGUGUUGUUGUGAACUGAGACUGUUCACUGUCGCUUCAUAACCAGGCAGGUGUUGUGCGUGUUGCGGUCGUCGUGUUGGGUAUUCCCUGCAGUGUUGUGGACUGAGACUGUUCACUGUUGCUUGGUAACUGGGCAGGUGUUGUGAGUGUUGCGGCUGUCGUGUUGGAAUCUCCUGCAGUGUUGUUGUGGACUGAGACUGUUCACUGUUGCUGAUUACGGGUGUGAUGAUCGCGAGUGCUGUGAUGUGAGACAAGAUUGGAGGAGGACAUGUGACAGGUAUGGCCACUCUUGGACUCUCAAAGGUGUUCAUAUUGGACAAGUACUUCACCGAGCUGCAGAAGUUUUGGGAGACGGAAAAGAAGUUGCAAGAUGCAUCAUCUUCCAAUGAGGCGGUCCAUCUUCAACAGCGACUGCGAAGUCUAAGCACGGAGUUGGUGACUCUGCGCAACCGCCUCCACGUCCAAGGCCAGCCCAACAGUGUUCCUGCCAAUCAGAAUCCGGCUCCCCCCACCAUCCAGCCUUUGCCGACCAAUACCACCACGCCUCUCCCCACCACCAACUCGUUGAACCAAUCAACGACCAACGCCCCACCUACUUUCCCCCGCCACCAGCCCCACCCUCUCCCUCAACUGGUGAACAACGGCCCCCCUCUGACUGGAGUGGCGGAGCCGACAGUACGAGGGCCUCCCGUGUCAGAGAAGGCGGCGAUGAGGCCUGUUGGUUGUGCAGAACUUGAGGACUUGAUUCACCUGGCGGGUCCGCUGACUGAGGACGCCGUCCUCAAGUGUCUUCAUGCGAGGUUCAGCGCUAGUCAUCUCUAUACAAACGUGGGACCUAUCCUUCUGUCAGUCAACCCCUACACGGAUGUGGGCAACCCUCUGACCCUGACUAGUACGAGAGGGGUCACCCUCAGUCCGAAACUGUUGAGGGUUGUGCAGGAAGCUGUGAGACAACAGAGUGAGACUGGGUACCCUCAGGCCAUCAUUCUGUCAGGUACGAGUGGAUCUGGUAAGACCUAUGCUUCGAUGCUGUUGCUACGACAACUGUUUGACGUCGCAGGCGGGGGACCAGAGACCGAUGCCUUCAAACAUCUGGCCGCCGCCUUCACUGUCCUUCGUUCCCUCGGCUCCGCCAAGACCUCCUCUAACUCUGAAUCUAGUCGAAUCGGUCACUUUAUCGAGGUCCAGGUGACGGACGGAGCGCUGUACCGUACCAAGAUACACUGCUACUUCCUGGACCAGACCCGAGUCAUCAGGCCAUUGGCCGAUGAGAAGAACUAUCAUAUAUUCUACCAGAUGCUUGCUGGGCUCACACCUGAAGAAAGAGUGAAGCUGAACCUGGAAGGCUACUCACCGAGCAACCUGAGCUACCUGCAGCAUGGUGACACGAGACAAGACGAGGCCGAUGACGCCGCAAGGUUUCAAGCGUGGAAAGCGUGUUUAGGUGUGUUGGGGAUUCCGUUCCUGGACGUGGUGCGUGUGUUGGCUGCAGUGCUGCUUCUCGGCAAUGUCCAAUUCGUGGACUCGGGUGGUGUUGAGGUCUCUGUGAAGGGAGACACGGAACUGACAGCAGUUUCAGGGCUGCUAGGGGUCACUAGCGCUGCACUCUUCCGAGGUAUCACGUCGCGCACGCACAACGCCCGUGGUCAGCUGGUCAAAUCCUUGUGUGAUGCUAAUAUGUCGAACAUGACGAGAGACUCGCUAGCUAAGGCGCUGUACUGCCGUACUGUUGCUACGAUCGUGAGGCGAGCCAAUAGUCUCAAGCGCCUCGGCUCUACGCUCGGCACGCUCAGCUCGGACUCCAAUGAAUCUGUCCACAACCAAGCUGAGGUGGCGAGUCAGCACGCGUCAACGGUGGGCACAGCCGGCUCCAAGUCCAGCAAGUCCAUGGCAGCCCUCAACAACGCUGUGAGGCAUGCCACAGACGGUUUUAUUGGCAUCCUAGACAUGUUCGGCUUUGAAGAGCCCAAACCAAGUCAGUUGGAGCACUUGUGUAUAAACCUCUGCGCCGAAACAAUGCAACACUUCUACAACACCCAUAUCUUCAAGUCGAGCAUCGAGUCUUGCAGAGAUGAGGGCAUUCACUGUGACGUUGAGGUGGAUUACGUGGACAAUGUGCCCUGCAUCGACCUAAUAUCCUCACUUCGCACAGGCCUCCUCAGCAUGCUGGACGUGGAGUGUUCGAUACGUGGCUCAUCAGAAUCCUACAUCGCCAAAGUGAAAGCGCAGCACAGACACAAUCCAAGACUCAUUGAGCCCAAGCCUCUGGAACCUCGCAGCUUCGGCAUCCAACACUUCGCUGGACGAGUCAUCUACGAUGCCACGGAUUUCCUAGAUACCAACAAAGAUGUGGUGCCGGACGAUCUAGUCGCAGUAUUUCACAAGCAGUCAUGCAACUUCGGUUUUGCCACACACCUCUUUGGCAGUGAGCUAAAGGCUUUAUACUCUGUGGAGACAGUUCCCCGAGGAGUCAGCUUCAGGAUCUCUCCUACGUCUCAUUCUGACUUAUUGAAUGGUGACGAGCCGGUAUCCACUCUGACUCAAGACUUCCACACGCGACUGGACAACUUGCUGCGUACCCUGGUCCACGCUCGGCCUCACUUUGUGCGCUGCCUGAGAGCCAAUGCGGCCGAAGUGCCUGGGAGAUUCGACAAGGCCACAGUUAUGAAGCAGAUCCGUUCCCUACAAGUACUGGAAACUGUCAAUCUAAUGGCUGGAGGUUACCCCCAUCGCAUGAGGUUCAAGGCUUUCAACUCUCGCUACCGACUGCUGGCACCAUUCAGUAAGUUACGGCGUUGUGAGGAGAAGACGAUGGAGGAUUGUCGGCUGAUCUUGACGUGUCUCGACGAGAAGCAGGACCUCAAACAGCCAGCGAGCCAGGUCAGCACCAGCUGGGCAUUUGGCAAGCGGCACAUCUUUCUUAGUGAGGGAGUGAGACAGCAACUAGAGAGUGUACGAUGGGAAACCCGCCACGUGGCAGCAGUGUUGAUACAGUCCACAUGGCGGGGCUGGCGGCUGCGGCGACGGUGGCCCACCCUAAAACGUAACCUGGAGCUACAUCAAGCAUCUAACGGCAACAGUGUCGGGGUGAAUGUGCUGGGAAGGUCUAGUGCUGGUAUUGCACCCGCUAGUUCCAACCCACCCGCUGUCGCAGGAGCAACAUUGACGCGACCACGGCCACAGCCCAUCGCUGGUACGCCCCCUCCUGACCCCAACGAGAAGUAUGAUCAGAAGAUGAUACAACAGACCUGUACGCUCUUCGGUUUGGAUUUGGAACGACCGCCUCCGGUGCCCCCUAGUCGCCCUUACACUGUCGCUGGCAACACCAAGCUUGGAUACCCUCAAACCAGAAUUAUGAAGAUGCCAUUUCCAGAGGAUGGGACAGGAGAAGUAUCGCUACUGAAGGGUGACACAGUGGUGGUGGUGGGGGCCUCCCCCCGACGGGGGCACCUCGUCGUGGAACACUGCAACCACAGUCUUCACGUGCCAUUCCAGUUUCUGGAGCUAAAACCCAGCUCCAUCAGCAUCUAGCAGGUAUCACGCAGACGCAGAUUUGCUACUCAGAGCAGAACACAUCCAAAGAUUCGUCAGUGCCGUUCCAUAACGCAGAUCACAGACUCAGGACCUAACGGUCCCGUGAAUCUCAUAGUUAGAUGGAAAUCAAAACAAGUAGCUUUAACCAGUGAGUGAGAGACUCUAGAUAUUCAGCCCAGCACAGAUUGUAACAUGUUUCCUAUAUCAUGCCCAUCAAGUCAUCAUAGUUUUACUCAUAGAAUAUUUUCCAUAAAAAUAGUACAAAGUUAUCUUGUUACACUAUGUCCAAGGACAACAUGCAAUAUUUUGUGGUAUUUUAUAGAUUUUAUUAGUUUGUACAUAAUACAGGUCUUGAGAGUGUUUACGUUUUAUAAGUCAAAGUAAAACAUAAAACUGAAUAUAAGAUCUAUGUUAAGUUUAUUUAAUUACAUAAAAUAAUUAGUUGUAUAAGGUUAAUCGUUUGAAACUGUCUAAAUUUUUAAUUGUAUUUUCUGUUGAAGUUAUUAAGUUGAGGUAAUAUCGUUAGUGCAUGUACUAAAUGGACAUGUUUUAUUUUGUUUAGGGUAAUUUUGAAAUACAUAAAUAAGCUGGACUGAGUUGAACUACAAGUAUAACAUUGAGUACUUACCCUUAAAUCUUUAGUUCUUUUCAAAAAUGCUAGUUUUUUAUAAUUUUUAAAACAUUACUAUUCAGUUAAUAUAUUUGAUAACAAUAAAUAACUUACAUUGAUGAAAUUCUUUUACUUUCUUUGUUCUAGGGAUACUAAAGUUUGUAAGACUUGUAUUAGAAAUUUAGGUUUGAACAAACAAUUAAAAUAUUCUUUUAUAAAAUAUAACUUAAAUGUUACAAAACAAUUUUAUUUCAAACUAAAUAUUUUAAACAUAUUUAUCCUUUACAUAUUUGUCCUUUGUUUGUAGUUUGUUUUUGACGAUGAAAGGAACAGGAAUUUUCCAGACAUUUGCCAUUGUUCAGUGAUACGAAAAAAAAUCAGUAAGACCCUGUGUACAAAGUGUUACUAAUUUUUUUGUAUCACUGAAUGAUACAAAUGUCUGGAAAAAUCCUGUUUCCUUCAAUAUUUAUUGUAAUAUUUAACAUGUUUUAUGUGCACAUAACAACUAUUCGUACCUUCUCACGGACAUGUUACUAGUGGGUACUUUGUAUUUGUUUGUAAACGAUUAUGUCAGGUAACAACAUACAAACACACACAGCCAAAAGCUUCUACAUUUUAAACGGACAUUAAAAGUUAGCAAAAUCUCUUCAGAAAUAGCCUUUGCAUUAUAAUUAUACUGUAAGCAUCAAUUGAUGUUCACUGUAAUGUUUUAAACGUGAUCUGCACUCAAAAGUGUUAAUAAUAAUAAUAUUAUCAUCAUUUUGAAUUAUUACGGAUUAAUCUGUAAAAUCUGUAGAGAGCCCUUUUGAAUCAAGUAAGCGUUUUAAAAAUAUUAGCUAUUUGCAUUCCAUAACUUUUUAAAAAUUGUUUCUCUGUAUUUAAGUAACAGGGUUGUAAAUUUAAAAAAAAUUAAAAUCUGCCAUAUUGGAAUGCAAUGGCAUACCAAGCUGGUCCAUGAACGAGGCUGGGAUAUUU